GACGAGAGAAUCGGGGAGAGGAGCCAAACCCGGCUGGUGCUGGGCGGCCUCAAGGGGCUCAGGGGGUCGCGACCCUCCCUUAGCAACAGCCGCCGGCCGAGCGGCGUCGCGCGGGGGAUUUUUCUGAUUGGCCGAGCCCCGCCGCGCCUGGCCAAUGAACGCGAGCCACGGGACCCUGCGCGUCCCCGCCCACCCCCGCGCCGGCUGAGGGGCCGCUCGGAGCGUACCAAGCGCGGGCGCGCAGGGGGGGAGCCCAGCGGUUCAGGGUUUAGAGGGGUCCCGACCUCCCACACUCCUCUCGCAGAGGAGAACGAGGGGGCUCCUCAGGAUCUCUGUAGGGAGGAGCUGCUCUGGGGGGCGAGGUGGGGGGAGCAGGUUGGGAGUGAACCCCUCCCGGUCUCCCCCCCCGGGCAGCAGGUGGUGCGGUCCGGGCGGAAGUGAGGUGUCGCGCGCUGAGGCGGUUCCGGUGUGGGAGCGGCCGGGGCUGGGGGGGCUGAGGCGGGGUCGGGCCCGGCCGAGGCCAUGCUGUGCACGGCGCUGGUCAUGGCCGGCAGCCUGGCGCUCACCACGGCCGUGGUGGCCCACGCCUACUACCUGAAGCACCAGUUCUACCCCACCGUGGUGUACCUCACCAAGUCCAGCCCCAGCAUGGCCGUGUUGUACAUCCAGGCUUUUGUGCUGGUGUUCCUGCUGGGCAAGUUCAUGGGCAAGGUUUUCUUCGGGCAGCUGCGCGCGGCCGAGAUGGAGCACCUCCUGGAGCGCUCGUGGUACGCGGUGACCGAGACCUGCCUGGCCUUCACCGUCUUCAGGGACGACUUCAGCCCGCGCUUCGUCGCCCUCUUCACCCUCCUCCUCUUCCUCAAGUGCUUCCACUGGCUGGCCGAGGACCGUGUGGAUUUUAUGGAGAGGAGCCCCAACAUCUCGUGGCUCUUCCACUUCCGAAUCGUCUCCCUGAUGUUCCUGCUGGGAAUCCUGGACUUCCUCUUCGUCAGCCACGCCUACCACAGCAUCCUGACCCGCGGCGCCUCCGUCCAGCUGGUCUUCGGCUUCGAGUACGCCAUCCUGAUGACCAUGGUGCUGACCAUCUUCAUCAAGUACGUGCUGCACUCCGUCGACCUGCAGAACGAGAACCCCUGGGACAACAAGGCCGUGUUCAUGCUCUACACCGAGCUCUUCACCGGGCUGAUCAAGGUGCUGCUCUACAUGGCCUUCAUGACCAUCAUGAUCAAGGUGCACACCUUCCCGCUCUUCGCCAUCCGCCCCAUGUACCUGGCCAUGAGGCAGUUCAAGAAGGCCGUCACCGACGCCAUCAUGUCCCGCCGGGCCAUCCGCAACAUGAACACGCUGUACCCCGACGCCACGGCCGAGGAGCUGCAGGCCAUGGACAACGUGUGCAUCAUCUGCCGCGAGGAGAUGGUGACGGGCGCCAAGCGCCUGCCCUGCAACCACAUCUUCCACACCAGCUGCCUGCGCUCGUGGUUCCAGCGGCAGCAGACGUGCCCCACGUGCCGCAUGGACGUGCUCCGCGCCUCGCUGCCCCCGCAGCCGCCCCCCGAGCCCCCGGCAGCGGCAGCGGCAGCGGCGCAGCCCCCCAACUUUGCGCAGGGGAUGCUCCCUCCCUUCCCGCCGGGGAUGUUCCCGUUCUGGCCGCCCGUGGGGCCCUUCCCGCCCGGCCCCGCCGCUGCCCAGGCCCCGCCCGGCACCGAGGCCGCGGCCGCGGGGGCCGCUCCCGGUGAGCUGAACCGUCCCCAGGGGUGUCCCCUAUGCCGGGGAUUUGGGAUUGGGGAUUUGGGGGAUCCCAGGAUUGAGGAUUCGGGGAUUCGGGGAUUUGGGGAUUUGGGGAUUUGGGGGUCUGGUAUCUGGGGACCCCAGGCUGAGCCGUCCCCAGGGGUGCCCCCCAUGCCCGUGCCCCCCGCCGGCUUCGCGGGGCUGACGGAGGACGAGCUGCGGGCCAUGGAGGGCCACGAGCGGCAGCACCUGGAGGCGCGGCUGCAGUGCCUGCACAACAUCCACACGCUGCUGGACGCCGCCAUGCUGCAGAUCAACCAGUACCUGGGCGUGCUGGCCUCCCUCGGGUACUGGGAUGGACUGGGGAGGAGCCCCCGGCACCGGGACCCUCGGGAGCCCCCGGAGGCAGCGGUGAAGCCGGCCCCGGCCGAGGAUGAGGAGGAGGCGGCCGAAGGCUCCGAGCCCCGCGAGGGCCCCGACACGGCCGAGCUGCGGCGGCGGCGCCUGCAGAGGCUGGGGACCCCUCCCCACUGACCGGGACCCCCCCAGGACCCCCCAAACUGACCGGGACCCCCUAGGGACC
Pyrgilauda ruficollis (rufous-necked snowfinch) is the source of this 2311-nucleotide messenger RNA. RefSeq names its product synoviolin 1 (gene SYVN1). The record is from RefSeq and is a predicted model, not a curated record. The transcript is spliced from 14 exons. The coding region runs from base 523 to 2262 and encodes 579 amino acids. Lineage: Eukaryota; Metazoa; Chordata; Aves; Passeriformes; Passeridae. Gene Ontology annotation, cellular component: cytoplasm.